Molecule: messenger RNA, 1359 nt
Organism: Nicotiana tabacum (common tobacco)
Lineage: Eukaryota; Viridiplantae; Streptophyta; Magnoliopsida; Solanales; Solanaceae
Product: S-type anion channel SLAH4-like
Biological process (GO): intracellular monoatomic ion homeostasis; transmembrane transport
Cellular component (GO): membrane
Molecular function (GO): voltage-gated monoatomic anion channel activity
Source: RefSeq, a predicted model, not a curated record
CACAAUUUCCCAUGGAAAUGCAUAGCAAAGAGGCUCAAGCAAGAAAUGCUACUACUCUGUGCUCAACACAGAAAAAUUGUAGUAGUAGCAUUUUCGUGACACAUAAGAACCAAUUUUUAUCAAUAUUAAGUAGAUUUCAUGCUGGUUAUUUUAGAAUAAGCCUUUCUUUAUGUAGCCAAGCAUUAUUAUGGAAAACCUUAAGUGAGCCAUCUGAUGAUAUUCAUAAGUUUAGAAGUAUUUUUCGUAUGCUUCCAUCUACAGCUUUUAUUCUUCUAUGGUCUUUAGCCUUAUUCUCAUUAAUAUCACUUUCUUUUCUAUACCUACUUCGUCUUCUCUUUCACUUUGACAUGGUUAAAAGUGAAUUCUUGCACCAUGUUGGAGUGAACUACCUUUUCGCUCCUUGGAUUUCUUGUCUUGUUUUGCUUCAAGCCACUCCAUUUUUCAAACCUAAAGAUAUCUAUUUCCUUGUACUUUGGUGGAUCUUUGUUGUACCUAUAGUGGCACUUGAUAUCAAGAUAUAUGGACAAUGGAUCACAAAAGGGAAGCGCUUCUUAUCAGGAGUAGCGAAUCCGACUAGCCAAUUAUCAGUUAUUGGGAAUUUAGUAGGAGCAAGGGCAGCUGCUGAAAUGGGAUGGAAUGAGUGUGCAUUAUUGUUGUUUGCAAUUGGAAUGUCACAUUAUUUAGUGCUUUUUGUUACACUUUAUCAGAGAUUACCAGGAAGUAGCUCUCUUCCAGCAAUGCUAAGGCCAGUUUUCUUCUUGUUUUUAGCAACUCCAAGUAUGGCUAGCUUGGCAUGGGACUCUAUUUAUGGAAAGUUUGAUUCUUCAUCCAAGAUGCUCUUCUUCCUUUCUCUCUUCCUCUUCUUUUCCCUGGUUUCAAGACCAGCCUUAUUUAAGAGAUCAAUGAGGAAAUUCAAUGUAUCGUGGUGGGCAUAUUCUUUCCCUAUAACAGUGAUGGCAAUGGCAUCAACUAAGUAUGCUCAAGAAAUGAAGAACACUGCGUCCCACAUUUUAAUGCUACUUCUUUCUGGAUUAUCAGUGAUAGUAUCACUUGUUUUGAUGAUUUUCACUGCAUUUAAUUCCAACUCAUUUUUACCUCGUGAUGGCGAUGGCGCAGUGCUUUGCCCUAGCAAUCAACGGUUAUCAAUAGUAUAAUUGUAAUUAUUAUUUUUUCACUUUCUUGGUAAUAUAUAGUUUUGGUUCGAAUUCUUAGAACCAACACAGAUGUAACAUUAGUGGAGAAUAGUAGUACUAAUUAAUUAGGCAUUCAUUAUUGACUUUGUAUGUAUUUCUGAUCAAAGAUGGAAAUGCCAAAACAAUUUUAUAUAAUAUAUUUUGGACUUCAUUUUUCUUGGAGAAA